Molecule: messenger RNA, 1880 nt
Organism: Tachyglossus aculeatus (Australian echidna)
Lineage: Eukaryota; Metazoa; Chordata; Mammalia; Monotremata; Tachyglossidae
Gene: WNT2B
Product: Wnt family member 2B
Exons: 5
Coding region: 223-1122 (299 amino acids)
Biological process (GO): multicellular organism development; cell fate commitment; neuron differentiation
Cellular component (GO): extracellular region
Molecular function (GO): frizzled binding; cytokine activity
Source: RefSeq, a predicted model, not a curated record
GCGGACCCAGCCGUCCCCGCCGCCCGGCCCCCCGCGGAGCCCGGCUGCCUGGGCCGCCUCACCUGCCUCCUCCUCCUCCUCUUCCUCCUCCUGCUCCCGUUGCCGCCCCGCGUGGACUCGUCCUGGUGGUACAUCGGGGCGCUGGGUGCCCGGGUGAUCUGCGACAACAUCCCCGGGCUGGUGAGCAAGCAACGGCAGCUGUGCCAGCGCCACCCUGACAUCAUGCGUUCCGUGGGCGAGGGCGCCCGCGAGUGGAUCCGCGAGUGUCAGCACCAGUUCCGCCACCACCGAUGGAACUGCACUACACUGGACCGGGACCACACUGUCUUCGGGAGAGUCAUGCUUAGAAGCAGCCGGGAGGCAGCUUUCGUGUACGCCAUCUCAUCGGCAGGCGUGGUCCAUGCCAUCACGCGCGCCUGCAGUCAGGGAGAGCUGAGCGUGUGCGGCUGUGACCCCUACAAGCGGGGGCGGCACCGUGACCAGCGUGGGGACUUUGACUGGGGCGGCUGCAGCGACAACAUCAACUACGGUGUCCGCUUCGCCAAGGCCUUCGUGGAUGCCAAGGAGAAGCGAGUGAAGGAUGCCCGGGCGCUCAUGAACCUGCACAACAACCGCUGCGGCCGCACGGCCGUGCGGAAGUUCCUGAAGCUGGAAUGUAAGUGCCAUGGGGUCAGCGGCUCCUGCACCCUUCGCACCUGCUGGCUGGCGCUGUCGGACUUCCGCAAGACCGGAGACUACCUGCGGCGCCGCUACAACGGGGCCGUGCAGGUGACGGCCACGCAGGACGGUGCCAACUUCACCGCCGCCAACAAAGACUACCGCGGUGCCACCCGCGCUGACCUCGUCUACUUCGACAACUCCCCCGACUACUGCGUCAUGGACAAGGCGGCAGGCUCCCUAGGCACGGCAGGACGCUUAUGCAGUAAGUCAUCGCGGGGCACCGAUGGCUGUGAGGUGAUGUGCUGUGGGCGCGGCUAUGACACCACCCGGGUCACCCGGGUCACCCAGUGUGAGUGCAAGUUCCACUGGUGCUGUGCUGUGCGCUGCAAGGAGUGCCGGGAUACCGUGGAUGUGCACACCUGCAAGGCGCCCAAGAGGGCAGAGUGGCUGGACCAGACCUGAGCACUGGUGGGCGGGGAGAGGGAUGAAAGGGGAGAAGAAAUGACCCCAGCCCCUCCACCCCAAACCCCAGACUCGACGACACGAGGCACUCACCCGCACCAUAUACACUCACUCAAACCCCCUGCCCUGCCCACCCUCUCCGAAGACCACCACUCACCCCUCAGCCCUGGCCUGAGACAGCACAGCUUCUAUUUAAGGACUUGGACUCGGCUCCAUCGUCCCAGGCGGGUCUGAUGCCCCGUCUCCCACCCAGGAGGAGUUGGAAGAAUCGUACAAGUCCGAGAAAUCUCCCUGCCCUCACUCAGAGGGUGACGGGGGAGGCGUGAGGGGGGCCUGGUUGGCUUCAGAGAGAGAAGAAAAUGCACUAAGUGGAUCUCCCCAGCCCGGAGUCCUGAUGUCACUUUUCCUCUUCGCUUCCUCGUUUCCCUGGCCUCAUUCAGGGACAUGGAAGAAAGGGCUUUUGGGGGCACAGUGAAGGGGAAGGGAGCUCUCACCCGAGGGAGAAGUGGCAGGGGAGAUGGGUUUGCUGCACAAGAGGACGUUGGGUCUCCUUCCCCGCCCCAACACCGCCCAAUGGGGUUGUGAGUUUACAACUCCGCAGCCGGGCCAGAGUGGCCAUUUGAGGCCCAGCUGGGCCCGUGCAAUAGCCUGGAGUCUGGACUCAGGUGGGUGCGUGGGGAGGGGUCAGACCUGCCAGAAGAGGCUCUGCCCACGUGCUUCUUUGUUGUGUAUACUGCUGCAUUCUGUGGAAAGAUAGA